GAGAAAUCUGUGAAAGAGAACUGCAAUGAGUUCAAGGAGAUUAUAAUGAGAUGGUUUGAGGUCGAUGAUGAUUAUGAUCUGCUGACAGAUCUGGUUACAGAAGUUGAUGAGAAAAGGUACUUGUUCGUGUCCAAGAACUCGAUCGAUGAGAAAUCCGUGGAAGAGAACUACAAUGAGUUCAAGGAGAUUAUAAUGAGAUGGUUUGAGGUCGAUGAUGAUUAUGAUCUGCUAACAGAUCUGGUUAUGGAAAUUGAUGAGAAAAGAGAAAAGAAAAAUACUGUAAAGAAACAAUUAGGAAUAUACGAUGUUACGAGAGCCAAGGAACUCAAAAUCUUAUUGACAAAUCCUGAGCAUGCCAAAGUAAAAAUUGAUGAUUUUAUUGAAGAUCUAAAAUCUCAAAGAGUCGAGUUUAAAAGCAGCGAAUCAUCGACAGAAGAAAUAAAUGAUGGGAUCAGAAA
This is a messenger RNA of Racocetra persica, 458 nucleotides long. Lineage: Eukaryota; Fungi; Glomeromycota; Glomeromycetes; Diversisporales; Gigasporaceae. The record is from the annotation of a GenBank genome assembly.